Ipomoea triloba (trilobed morning glory) is the source of this 1854-nucleotide messenger RNA. RefSeq names its product rho GTPase-activating protein 5-like. Lineage: Eukaryota; Viridiplantae; Streptophyta; Magnoliopsida; Solanales; Convolvulaceae. Bases 162 to 1505 code for a protein of 447 amino acids. Gene Ontology annotation, molecular function: GTPase activator activity. The record is from RefSeq and is a predicted model, not a curated record. Gene Ontology annotation, biological process: signal transduction. The transcript has 5 exons.
GCCAAUUCUUGAAUCCAACUGGUGUACAGCUCUUUAUUGAAACCUAUGCCACCUAUCACAUCAAAGAAUUGGUCUUUUUCCUUCUCUAUCAAAAAUCAAAAAUAUCAAAAAGGAAUCAUUUCUUUAUUGCAGAGGCCAAAAUUUGAAUCUUUGGGGAAACAAUGACAGAGGUCCUCCAUUCGUCUUGCUCCUCUCCAUCGUCUUCUCCUACAGUUAGGGCAUUGUCUUUUGAGGAAGAAGAGGAAAUAGAUAAGGAGAGAGAUCAGUUGUCUCUGUUGGCCAUUUUGGUGACUUUGUUCAGAAAGAGUUUCUGGGUGGCUUGCAAGACUGAUAGUGGAGGAGAGCUCUGUGGUCCUGGGAGGAUGGAGAUUGGAUGGCCUACUAAUGUGCGCCACGUUGCUCAUGUUACCUUCGAUAGAUUCAAUGGCUUCUUGGGUCUGCCUGUGGAGUUUGAGCCUGAGGUUCCCACAAGAGCCCCUAGUGCAAGCACUACUGUUUUUGGAGUGUCAACGGAAUCUAUGCAAUUAUCGUUCGAUUCCAGAGGGAACAGUGUUCCAACUAUUCUCCUGUUGAUGCAAAGGCGUCUAUAUGCUCACGGUGGCCUGCAGGCUGAAGGAAUUUUCAGAAUAAAUGCAGAGAACGGGCAGGAGGAGAAUGUAAGAGACCACUUAAACAGUGGAGUAGUUCCAGAAGACAUUGAUGUACACUGUCUGGCAGGCCUCAUUAAGGCUUGGUUCCGAGAACUCCCAAGUGGGGUGUUGGAUUCUCUUUCUCAGGAGCAGGUAAUGCAAUGCGACUCGGAAGAGGACUGUGUUGCACUCGUAAGACUAUUGCCUGCCACGGAAGCUGCUCUUCUCGACUGGGCCAUCAACUUGAUGGCUGAUGUUGUCCAAGAAGAACAUCGAAACAAGAUGAAUUCGCACAACAUCGCAGUGGUGUUUGCCCCGAACAUGACACAGAUGGCAGACCCGUUGACUGCACUGAUGUAUGUAGUCCAGGUGAUGAACUUCUUGAAGAGACUUAUCGAGAAGACAUUACGAGAAAGAGAAGAUUUCCUUGCAGAACUAUAUCCAACUCCCAGCCUCGAGCCAUCUGGCGAGAAUGGCCACCAAAGUCCACCACAACUUAUCCCGGGGAAAAACAAAAAGUCAGUUGAAGGGUUAACAGAAGUGUUCUCCGAAAAGGAACCCUACCUGGAGAGCUUUUCUGAUUCUAAUAAACUUUCUAACCUCGCCAAUGAAGAACAUACUUCUACGGAGGAAUCUGAUACAAACGGGUUCAGUGUCCACACUACGACUAAUGCAAGAGAAGCUGGUGUCAUGAAUUUCGAGCAGACAGACCACAAAGUAGGCCGGUCUAACAAUUAUAAGCAGGCUAAUGGCCCCGUGACAGUUAAUGUGCUUCGGGCUGUUGUUCAAUCUCUAGGAAUCGAUGUUAAAUUCCAAGGAAUUAGCAAUUUCAGCCGAAUCAAUUCCAUUUCAGAGCGGGUUGAGACCUGGAGAUGAAGAAGGGCAUUAUAGCUUCCCACGCUGACUGACUUGGUAACACACCACCAGUCUUCUGUUUGAUUCCGAAAUUCGUGGAUUGGCAUUUGUUUGAUUCUUUGUGGUGGCUGUGAAGUUUGAUUAACUUGUUGCAGUUUCAUGUGCACUUUGUACAUCAACAUUCUGCUAACUGAAUACUAGAAUUCAAUUCUCAUGUUUUGGUUUGUCUCUCUCCAUCUAUUAUGCAACAGUAUUGCCAUGACUAAAAGUUUGUGUGAUUGAGAAAGUAAUUAUGAACAGAUACUGCAUUGUAACAGAGUCACUAGUAUUCAAAAAAAAAAAAAAGUUUGUGUGGGAGAAUUGCCUUUUA